AUGACGCCCAAGACUAAAGACGGCCAUAUCUGGGAGCCUCACACUGGCUUUCAGAAAGGACUCGAGAGAGACGCUGUUAUCUCGCCUCAGCGAUCCAUUUCUUCUGCCAACAAAGUCUACGAUGUUAUUGUCAUUGGAGCUGGAUAUGCUGGUCUAGCGGCGGCUCGUGACCUCAGUCAAUUGAAUCAUUCUGUCCUACUGCUAGAAGCACGAGAUCGAAUUGGCGGCAGGACAUAUACUGCCAAGAAAGAUGGAUUUCUCUAUGAGAUGGGAGGAACUUGGGUCACUCACCAUAUGGGCUACUUGUUUAGAGAAAUGACGCGAUACAACAUGGACCGUGAUCUCAUUACUACGGGAAGUCCGGACAUGCACAAAGGGUAUUACACUAUCGAUGUACCAGGUGCUACACCGCGCAAGCUCAGCCACAAGGAAGCCGGCGCAAUGCAAGCCAAAGCCUGGGACAUGUUCGUCAACGUCGACGGCCAAUUCGGUCGUACCAUCUGCCCCCUCCCCCACGCCCAGCUUGACAAUCCCAUCGUCGAUCGAUCUACCGUUGAGAAGUGGGAUCAACUAUCCUGCCACGACCGCUUCGAAGAGAUCAAGCAUAAACUCACAACCGAAGAACAAGGUCUCUUGGUAUCAUUACUACUGCAUAUCUCGGGCGGAAGAAUGAAAGAGUCGAGUCUCUGGGAUAUGAUUCGUUCACAUGCUUUACUAAUGCAUAGUUCUGAUAACUUUGCUGAUGUUUGGUUGAGAUAUAAGCUUCGACAUGGCCAGACUGCACUUGCGAAGCGUAUGUUUGAGGAGGCCACUGGGGAUGGGCUGGAGCAUGCUUUCUCCACGCAAGUCAAGUCGAUCGCACAGGACUCAUCUGGCGACGGUCCAGUGAGUGUGACCAGUAGCAAUGACGAUGUCUUCCGGGCGAAGAAGAUUAUCAACACCAUUCCUCUCAACGUCUUGAAGGAUAUCGAGUUCUCUCCUCCACUGACACAACGUCGACAAGACGCCAUCAACAUUGGCCAUGUAAAUCAGAUGACCAAGGUUCACGCUGAUGUGAGUAACAAAGAACUUGAGAGGUGGAAUGGUAUGAAGUUCCCUGGUCUUCUCAUGUACGGCUAUGGCGAUGGCGUACUGCCGAAUGGCGAUGUCCACGUCGUUGCCUUCGGUGCAGAUGAACGCGAAACAUUUAUACCCGAGAAUAAUGCAGCGCAGACCAUUGAAGCUCUUAACAAGACCCAUCCCAUGGAUGUCAAGAGACUGAUGCUGCAUAAUUGGGCAACGGAUCCUUUCUCAAAGGGAGGUCCUGCCUGGUGGCAGCCAGGUUACAUGUCAAAAUACCAGGACGAACUUCAGAGUCGACACGGUAAUGUCUUUUUUGCUUCGGCUGACUGGGCCCAUGGCUGGAGAGCUGCUAUCGACGGCGCUUUGGAGCAAGGUUGUUUGAAUGCGCAGGUUGCUCAUCGCGAAGUCGUUGCUUCGAAGAAAAAGGCUAUCAGUAGUAGACUUUGA
Fusarium tjaetaba is the source of this 1509-nucleotide messenger RNA. RefSeq names its product monoamine oxidase N. Gene Ontology annotation, molecular function: oxidoreductase activity. The transcript has 5 exons. Lineage: Eukaryota; Fungi; Ascomycota; Sordariomycetes; Hypocreales; Nectriaceae. The record is from RefSeq and is a predicted model, not a curated record. The coding region runs from base 1 to 1509 and encodes 502 amino acids.